This is a messenger RNA of Ciona intestinalis (vase tunicate), 1151 nucleotides long. The record is from RefSeq and is a predicted model, not a curated record. NCBI's taxonomy places the organism in Eukaryota, Metazoa, Chordata, Ascidiacea, Phlebobranchia, Cionidae.
UUGUUUGGGUUUUAAACAGUUAAGGUUUUUUUCGUUUACCGCCAACUGUGACGCCAAAAGAGAAUGAAAACAUUUCUACUGUUACCCCUUAUUGCUAUAUAGUCUUUCUUAUGACAGUGGUUUUGGUACAGGCAACUUACAAGCAAAAUAAUGAAGGUCAUUUACGCUGGUUAUGCCAAAACCGGUACCAAGACGAUGGCUGCCGUGUUCAAUGAGUUUGGCUACAAUACGUAUGACUUUUUUGAACAUGGUUAUUACCAUGGUAAAGAGUGGAGAAAAAUAAUCUACGAAGGUUCAACUGCGGAUGAUUUUCGACGAAUGUAUAAAGACGUGGAUGCUAUUGUGGACACGCCAAUUUAUAUUUUUUGGGAAGAAAUAUUGGAGGCUUAUCCGGAUGCGAAAAUAAUAUUCUGUACUCGUUCUGACGAGUCGUGGCUGAAAAGUUUCAAAAAGCAAAUGCAUUCCCUCGCAACUGAACCUCUGUAUGUAUUUAUGCAAUUGUUUUCCUAUUCUGGCUGGGGACACCAUAAAUUUACACAGGCAUGCGGUUAUGUGAUAUUCGGUUCGACUAUUAACUGGCCUUGGAACGAAUACAAGUUUAAUCCAACAGUUUGGAGAAGAUUCUUUAGAAACCAUAAUAGUUAUCUCCUACAAAAUGCACCGAAAGAUAAGUUGUUGGUGUUCAACCUUAAAGACGGGUGGGGUCCAAUUUGUGAAUUCCUGGGAGAAAAAGUUCCAGACAACCCCUUUCCACACGCCAACGCCGGUGCUUCUCUGCUUAAAGAUUACUUGCAUACUCAUCCACUCUUAAAGAAAAUGGUUCGAGAAGCGAUGUUUAAUCUGUCAGUUCUUACUCUUAUUGGGGCGUAUGGUGGAUACAAAGUUUACAAAAACCCGGAAUGUGUAGGAAAUUUGAUUAACGCAGCAGUGGGAAAAGUCAAGUUCUGGUGACCUGUGUAUAUGUAGAAAGUAGUUUAGCAAUGAUUGAGAAUGUACAUAAUAAUUGAAUCAUUAGCUUAAAUCAAGCUGUUUUAUAGUGUAAUGUCAUCGCCCCCUCUAUAUAAGUUACAGUGGGCGUAUGUGUGAUAUGAAUUCAACUGUGGCCUAAAAGAAUCAGCACAAACCUAAUAAAUUAAAAGAGACUUGUUAAA